GAAUUUAAAAUGCUGCAAAACUUGACUAAAACGGAACCCAAAUAGAGAUUAAAAGAAAAUCAUCACACUUCUUCAAUCUCGUGGAGGAGAUUACUAGCCCAAAAACAUCACCAGGAGGUUUCUGCAUUCGGUAUAUGUUUGUCUGUAAAAAGUUUUCAAUUCAAUAUACAAAGUUUAGAAAUGAAAUGGCAGGGCUCUUGCUACUUUUAGUGUUUCAACUUUCCUGGACUCUUCCUAUCAUUGUUCAUGCCCAGGAUCAAUCAGGCUUCAUUAGUAUUGACUGCGGACUUGAGGAUGAACCAAGUUACACAGAUGAAACUACAUCCAUCCAUUACACUUCAGAUGUCAACUUCACAGACACAGGUGUAAGCCACAGCAUAUCACCUAAAUAUGAGGCUUCCCUUGAAAGGCAGUUCUGGAAUGUUAGAAGCUUCCCGGGAGGAAGAAGGAACUGCUACACCCUUGUUGUUCCUCAAGGAAGAAGCAAGAAAUAUUUAGUGAGGGCCAGGUUUGUCUAUGGAAACUAUGAUGGCAACGGCUCUCUUCCCGAGUUUGAUAUCUAUCUUGGAGACAAGUGGUGGGAAUCAUUGGUGUUUGAGGAUGCAUCCAGUGUAAUAACCAAGGAAAUCAUUUAUGCUGCUUCAUCAGAUUAUGUCCAUGUUUGCCUAUUCAACACUGGAAAGGGUACACCUUUUAUUUCAGUUUUGGAGCUAAGAGUUCUUAACAGUGAUGCCUAUCUAGUUAACUCUCUGGAGUUGUUGGCGCGUUUUGAUGUAGGCUUACGGGAUGGUGAAAUAAUCAGAUAUCCAGAUGAUACCUUUGAUAGAAUGUGGACACCUUAUAACUCAAUUGAAUGGAAACUGAUGAAUACCUCACUCACAAUAGACCAGGGAGCACCCUCAUUCAAUUUUUUACCAUUACCACCGUCCAUUGUUUCUAGCACAGCAGCAAUUCCAGCUAAUGUCAACGACAACAUAGAAUUUUACUACCAUCCCAAGUACAAUGCCUCCACAUACUAUAUGUACAUGUACUUUGAUGAAAUCAAGAAGCUCCAGGCAAAUCAAAUUAGAGAGUUCGACAUCUUUGUAAAUGGGAAGCUUUUCAAUAAUGAUCCAGUCAAUCCAGUGUACCUGAAGAGCUUGUAUUACAUAUCAGCUAUAGCCAAACCUCAUUUGGAACUUUGGAUUAAUAGAACUAGUAGAUCAACUCUUCCCCCUCUCAUCAAUGCUAUUGAGAUAUACAUGACAAAGGACUUCUUACAAUCACAAACAUAUCAAACAGAUGCUGAUGCUAUCAUAAAUGUUAAAUCAAUUUAUGGGAUCAAGAGAAACUGGCAAGGAGAUCCUUGUAUUCCACUUGCUUACUUGUGGGAUGGUCUUAACUGCAGCUAUGCUGAAUCUGAUUCACCAAGGAUCAUAUACUUGAACUUAUCUUCUAGUGGUUUGAUUGGAAAUAUAGCUCCUAGCAUAUCCAAUAUGAAGUCGAUAGAAUAUUUGGAUUUGUCAAACAACAAUCUGACUGGGGCAUUACCUGAUUUCCUAUCUCAACUGCGCUUCUUGAGAGUUCUCAACCUGGAAGGAAAUCAGCUAUCAGGAACAAUUCCAAUGCCACUCACUGUGCGUUCCAAGAAUGAUUUGCUUGAAUCCAAUUUUGGUGGAAACCCAGAUCUUUGCUCACCAGGUUCAUGCAACCAAAAGAAUGGGAAUAAGUUUGUAGUUCCACUGGUGGCAUCACUUGCUGGAACUUUCAUGAUACUAAUAACCACAUUGAUUUCUUUCCGAAUAUACAACAUGAGACGAGUUUCCCCUCAUCAGAGCAAGCCAAUUGUUUAUUCAAGAAUAAAGGAGGAACUAGAGUCAAAUAAGCAAGAAUUCACCUAUGCUGAAGUAUUGAGCAUGACAAGAAACCUUGAAAGGAUUGUGGGGAAAGGAGGAUUUGGAAUAGUCUACCAUGGUUGUGUAGGUGAUAUUGAGGUAGCUGUCAAAAUGCUUUCUCCCUCUGCUCAAGGAUAUCUGCAAUUUCAGGCAGAGGCUAAAUUUCUAGCUAAAGUUCAUCAUAAAUGCUUGACUGCUCUUAUAGGAUACUGUGAUGAUGGCACCAACAUGGCUCUCAUCUAUGAGUAUAUGGCUAAUAGCGACUUAGCAAAGCAUUUAUCAGGUAAAAAUGAAAAUAUAUUGGGUUGGAAUCAACGACUUCAAAUUGCAGUGGAUGCUGCAGAAGGAUUGGAGUAUCUGCAUCACGGAAGCAAUCCACCAAUUGUUCACAGAGAUGUUAAAUCUAAAAACAUCUUACUGAAUGAAAAAUUCCAGGCUAAACUUGCUGAUUUUGGGUUGUCAAAGAUCUUUCCCAAUGAAGGUGACACCCAUGUGUACACAGUGGUUGCUGGCACCCCAGGAUAUCUUGACCCAGAGUACAAUAGAUCAAGCAGGUUGAAUGAGAAAAGUGAUGUGUUCAGUUUUGGGGUAGUUUUGCUUGAGUUAAUUACGGGCCAACCAGCUGUGACCAAAACUGAAGACAAAAUUCACAUAAUUCAAUGGGUUAGUUCCUUGCUGCUCCAGAGGGAGGUCAAAGAUAUUGUAGAUCCCAGAUUACAGGGAGAAUUUGAUAUUGAUUCUGCAAAGAAAGCCUUAGAUACUGCAAUGACUUGUGUAGCACCUACUUCCAUUAAUAGGCCAACCAUGAGCCAUGUAGUUAUGGAACUGAAACUAUGUUUGCCAAAGAAGAUGAGUAAUCAGCCUGAAUGUGACAAUAAUGAGAGAUUACAGAGCUGCUUAAACAGUGUGUCCUUUGAUAGAAUUAGUGGAGAGAGCUCUCUAGAAAGGUAGAAAUAGAAUAGUUAAAUUUGGAAAUUUUUUCUCUUUUUACUAUGUGUGCCACUGUUAUCUUCCAAUAGCAUCAUAUGGGUUGGCCAAUAGUCAGAACUCAGAAGCAUAUUAUAUAUGCCUUGUAUAAUUUGUUUGACUGUAAAUGAGUAUUAGAAUAUCAGCCAAGUACAAUGUAAACGGUUUUUUAUAUCAAUUCAUUAUUCAUUAGAAGAGUUCCGUUCA
Molecule: messenger RNA, 3047 nt
Organism: Lotus japonicus
Lineage: Eukaryota; Viridiplantae; Streptophyta; Magnoliopsida; Fabales; Fabaceae
Product: putative leucine-rich repeat receptor-like protein kinase At2g19210
Exons: 13
Coding region: 135-2825 (896 amino acids)
Biological process (GO): protein phosphorylation
Molecular function (GO): protein kinase activity; protein binding; ATP binding
Source: RefSeq, a predicted model, not a curated record